AGGAGAAGAAUGUCACUAGAACUCCCCAGCUAAUAUAGUUUUCAAUCCCCGACAUUUAUAUCACAUCACACAAUGAUCUGGAAGAAAACGAGAUGAUUUCCCGACUACCAUCUGACUUCAGACCCCGUACAACCAUGAAGGUGAUCGGCUGGGUUCUCCCUUGGUUCCUUCUGCAGCUCGGUUCCUCUCAUAUCCUGGAGUGGACCUACAAAGGGGAACUGGACGAGAGGCAGUGGGGGAAGCACUUUGUGGACUGCCUGGGGAAGCGCCAGUCGCCCAUUGACAUUCGGAAGAAGAACGUUCGGUACAACCCAGAACUGGGGGUCCUGGAGUUCCGCGGCUACGAGGGACCCCUGCAAGGAAAUUUCACCAUGACCAACAACGGGCACUCAGUUCAGAUCGGCCUCCCUCCCACCAUGACCGUCGUCAAAGGCCUCCCGGGGGUCUUCACCGCCGUCCAGCUCCACCUCCACUGGGGAGGCAUGGAUCUAGAGACCAGCGGUUCCGAACACACCAUGGACGGGAUGCGGUAUAUUGCAGAGCUCCACAUCGUCCAUUACAAUUCGGGCGCUUACGGAAGUUUCGAAGAAGCGAAAACUAAACCCAAUGGCUUGGCUGUCCUGGCUUUCCUCUACGAGGAGGGCCAUUUUGAAAACACUUACUACAGCGGUCUCAUUGCCAACUUGGCUAAAAUCAGAUUCGCAGGGCAAUCAACCACCCUCAACACCCUUGAUGUCCUGUCCAUGCUGCCAGAAAACCUGGCCCAUUUCUACCGGUACCAGGGUUCCCUGACGACCCCUCCAUGCACGGAGAAUGUGAUCUGGACCUUGUUCGACUCCCCCAUCAAGUUGUCUCACACGCAGAUUAACCUGCUGGAGAAUGCCUUACUAGAUUGGGAGAACCACACGCUGAGGAAUGACUACCGCCAGACCCAGCCCCUCAAUGACCGAGUGGUGGAAUCCUCUUUCACUGCCAAGCCAGCCCCUGAGGUGUGCCACCCAGAAACCUUCACUUCCAAACUGGACGAAAUACAGACCCAUCUCCAGGAAAUGCGGGCGUACCUUCUGGAUGCUAUGGGCAAGCCUGGCCACAAACCGGACAGUUUCCAAGCUCUUUUUUUCUCCCACCAAUACUUGGAGGGUCAUGCCGAGAUCCACCCCCGGAAGCCCAUGGCCCUCACAAACUUCACCCUUUGUUUCUGGAGCCAGAAUCUGAAACAAGGGAAGCAAACCGUCUUCUCCUACUCCACCUUGGAAAGGGACGAUGAGCUGGUGGUCACCGUGGGGGCGGACGUGGGGGUGCGGAUCGGCGGGCACCUGGUACAAUUUGAGCUCCACCACUGGACCGAAGGCUGGGUCCCUUACUGCCUCACCUGGGCCUCCCACUCCGGCACAGUCCACUUGUGGAUCCACGGAGCCGUGGGGACGGCGAAGAACAUCCAGAAAGGUUACGCGAUCCAGAGCGGAGGGGUGCCCAUCCUUGGGAAGAAUAAGAACGCCUUGUUCAAUGUCUUCAGCGAUGCCUUUUCUGGAUGGAUGAGCCACGUCAACCUGUGGAGUCACGUCCUUCACAAGGAGGUGCUACAGGAACUCACCCUCUGCCGGCACCGGGGCCACAAGGGGGACGUCAUCGCUUGGGGCGAAACGCCCAUGGCCUUGUUUGGUGGGGUGGUCCUAGAUGCUGACCCCAGCUGCAGGUGAUGCGGUUUCUGGAAGCGAGGCCGUCUUGGGAAUCCAAGAAGGGCACCGCUCCGUGCUCAACGUGCUGCAUUAAUUUUCCUCCCAGCUGUAAGAUGUGCAGGCUGCUUCUCUGCUGAUGCUCGACGCUGCUAUGAAUCACUUCCUGGCUGCCCCUCAGCCCCGUGAGGGUUUGCACGGCCAUCCAGUUGCAGGGGGAAUUCAGGACAAGGUGAGGAGGAGGAGGAGGAGGAAUUGCAAACAUCCUACGUCCAUUGUUGGCUGUUAGCUCGUAGCAGCAGCACAAAAAUACAGGCGAGGGUAGAAAAGGAAUCGUCGCUGCCGCUCUGCACGGUUCCCAGAACCUGCAUAGACGGAUCGAUCGCAGGGAUAUCUCACUGAAGGGUGGGAUGUCCCUGCAGAAUUUAGGAAACAGUCAAGGUUCAUGCAAAAUUGGUGAUUUUUUUUUUACUGCCUUCCUGAAAAGAAAAAGGGAGGUCCCCAGGAUCAUCCUGUGGACAGGGGAAUGGAAGAGAUCGAAGAACAUCAUUAGAAUACUGUAGUUGGUCUUUUCUUUCUGCUAGGGGGUGUGUUGGGAUGAUGAAAAUAGCAGCAGACCCCUGGUGGUUUAUUUCCCAGGCUUCACCUCUGCCUGCCUCACAGGUCCUUUGCAUGGCUAGAGAAUCAAGGCCAGUCUUAGUGGCCAUAGGGCCCGGCAUUUCUAGUUUUCCCGUAUAACUUUCAGAAGGGUAGAUUUCUACAAAUCUUCAUGGUUAUUAUAUCUAUCUUGAACCCACGCCCUUCAGGAUCCCAGCGUGUGCGGAUGCAUGCUUGUGAAAUGUGACUUGUCUGUGCACACCUGUGAAACCUUCUUUUACACGGAGGGCGCAACCCUCCUGAUCAUGCAUUCAAGGCCCUUUCUUGGGCCCCGAUCAGCCUGCACGAUGCUAAUAAAACCCGUCUGCAUUUAA
Pogona vitticeps (central bearded dragon) is the source of this 2647-nucleotide messenger RNA. RefSeq names its product carbonic anhydrase 6 (gene CA6). Lineage: Eukaryota; Metazoa; Chordata; Lepidosauria; Squamata; Agamidae. Gene Ontology annotation, molecular function: zinc ion binding; carbonate dehydratase activity. The record is from RefSeq and is a predicted model, not a curated record.